This is a messenger RNA of Emiliania huxleyi CCMP1516, 483 nucleotides long. RefSeq lists its product as hypothetical. Gene Ontology annotation, cellular component: membrane. The transcript has a single exon. The record is from RefSeq and is a predicted model, not a curated record. The annotation marks the transcript as partial. Lineage: Eukaryota; Haptophyta; Isochrysidales; Noelaerhabdaceae.
AUGUCUUCGCUCUUCCCCACUUCCCGCUGGUCCGUCCUGGUCGCCUCAAUGCUGCUCGAGCUCUGCGGCGGGAGCGUGUACAUCACAAACCUCUACCUCGCCGCGCUUCGGCCGCGCCUGUUUCCUGGCGCCGCAGACGGCGAGGCGCUCAUGGAGUACUUGGUCUUCGCGUCCAACCUGGGCAACUGGGUGCCGCUCGCCGGCUUUUUGUACGACGCGCGCCGAGGCGGCCCGCGGACGGUCGUCUUUGCGGGCGCGGCGCUCACGCUGCUCGGCUACGGCGGCCUCUGGCUCUGUUCCGCGUUUGAUGUGCACGCCAACUUUGCGGUACUCUGGCUGCUCUGGUUCCUGUGGGGGCACGGGUCGGGCUACUUCGACUGCGCCGCCAUUGCCACCUGCAGCGCCAACUUCCGCGAGUCGCGCGGCCUCGUGCUCGGGCUGACAAAGUCCUUCUACGGCCUGUCUGGCUCGCUGCUGACGCAG